Molecule: messenger RNA, 1800 nt
Organism: Periconia digitata
Lineage: Eukaryota; Fungi; Ascomycota; Dothideomycetes; Pleosporales; Periconiaceae
Source: the annotation of a GenBank genome assembly
CCCCGAUCUGGAGCCUGGAAUCAUCUUCUCAUUGAGUGGACAGACAGGAUGCGGGACCCUUCUGUGCACCACGGCCACCGCCCGAGAACACAAUGUUCCCAACAAGACAAUGCGCAUCUCGAUUAUGCAUCAAACGAAGAAUCAUCACCUUCAGAGACUGUCGCAGACCGAAUCGUGAGGAUUCGUGAAGACGUACGGAAUCUCGAAUCUUUUUACAAAGUUCGCUGCUCGCCUACACGCUACCAACGACUACAAGCGUUCUUUGAAAAUGAGAUAGCUUCGUUGGAGAAGAUCACAUUCAAGAAUCUGGACCAAGAAGAGAAAGUGGAUUACAUACUGAUAAGAAACUACCUUCGUGACCAACUGAGUGCGCUGGUCCACGACGCCGAGCAGGAAGGCAAAGCUAUAGCAUUUUUAGAAGGCUAUUUCACUAUGCGUUUGACACGCAUCAUACAAGCACGGCAAACCGUAAAUGAUACCAAUGGUCAACAAUCCGCUGCUUUUUUAUCAGAAUCUAUGAACCAUGUAGCCGCUGUCCAAAAGGAAAUUAUCCAAGGAAAGGAGAAAGCUGAUCCAGUGACUGCGCUAAGAGCAACACAAACACUGCUUGGAUUGAAAGAACAACUUGCCGAAUGGUAUUCAUUCUACAAAGAUUAUGAUCCGCUGUUCACUUACUGGGUGUCAGAUCCCUACACCGAGAUCGAUAAAGCCCUUCAAGAUCUGAUAAACGUGAUCAAAGAAGUUGUUAUUGGAAUCAAGCCAGAUGACACCGAUACCAUCAUCGGCGAGCCAGUCGGGCGGUCCAGAAUCCUCGAAUCUCUCCAAACCGAGAUGAUCCCCUACACACCGGAGAAGCUCAUUGAGAUAGGACGCAAAGAAUACGAUUGGUGCGAGCAAGAAAUGAAAAAAGCCGCAUCGGAACUCGGUUUCCAAAACUGGCGUGACGCUCUCGAGCACGUGAAAACCCAAUAUGUCGAACCGGGAAAGCAACCGCAGCUAGUACGAGACCUGAUCAAAGAAGCAUCCACAUAUGUCAAAACCCACAAUCUCGCGACGGUGCCGCCGAUCUGCGAGGAGACGAUCCAGACCUUCAUGAUGUCCCCCGAAGCCCAGAAAAUGAACCCGUUCUUCUUGGGCGGCGACGAGAUUAUAGUGUCGUACCCGACUUCUUCCAUGAGCCACGAGCAGAAACUGAUGAGCAUGCGCGGCAACAAUAUCCACUUUUCGCGCGCCACCGUGUUCCACGAGAUGAUUCCGGGCCACCAUCUACACAUGCACUACAUGUCGCGGCACAAGCCGUACCGUCAAAUGUUUCAAACUCCCUUCUGCAUUGAAGGUUGGGCUUUUUACUGGGAGAUGCUGCUUUACGCAGCUGAUUCUUGGAAGAAGACACCAGAGAACCGUAUCGGGAUGUUGUUCUGGCGCAUGCAUCGCUGUGCGCGCAUCGUUUUUUCGCUCAAGUACCAUCUCGGUGAGAUGAGCGCCCAGGAAUGUGUGGAGCUGCUUGUGGAUUGGGUCGGGCAUGAGCGGGCUACCGCGGAAGGGGAAGUGCGUAGGAGUGUUAUGGGAGAUUAUGGACCUUUGUACCAAGCAGGCUAUAUGUUGGGUGGUUUACAGCUGUGGGCGUUGAGGAAGGAGGUUGUUGGGGAGGGAAAAGGAAAAUGGACAGAGAAGCAGUUCCAUGACAAGUUUUUGAGGGCUAAUCAGAUGCCUGUGGAGCUUUUCCGGGCUUUGGUCAAGAAUGAGGAUCUCUCGGAAGAUAGAGAGAGUACGUGGGAGUUUUACAAGGAGCUGGAAUGA